AUGGAACUGAGCAAACCUCAAUUCGGAGCCUCUUCCUCUUCAUCUUCUUCUUCCACCCGUUUGUUCACACAUGAUGUCUUUCUGAGCUUUAGAGGUGCGGAUACGCGCAACAAUUUCACAGGCCAUUUGUACAACUAUUUGGUUAACAAGGGAAUUAACACCUUCAUAGAUAAUGACCUUACAAGGGGAGAAGAUAUAACGAAGGAGCUUCUCGACGUAAUUGAAGGAUCAAGGAUUUCCAUUGUUGUGUUUUCUGCGAAUUAUGCAUCUUCGAAGUGGUGCUUGGAUGAACUUGUCAAGAUCUUUCAAUGUAAAGAAUCCAAGCAACAAAUCGUUUUCCCAAUUUUCUACAAGGUAGAUCCUUCGAAGAUACGAUACCAGAAGGGCCAGGUUGGUGAGGCAAUUGCUCACCUUAGCAAAUGCAAGGAUAACUCAGAGAAGGUGGAGAGUUGGAAGGCAACUCUUACACAAGCAGCAACUUUGUCUGGGUGGCACAUCUCGGAUGGAGGGCAUGAAGCGAAUGUUAUUGAUGAAAUUGUUAAAGAGAUAGCAACCAAACUAAUGAAAUGCACCCCUUUAGAUGUGGCAUCAUAUCCUGUUGGAAUAUAA
This is a messenger RNA of Rosa rugosa (rugosa rose), 609 nucleotides long. Its product is annotated as disease resistance protein RPV1-like. Bases 1 to 609 code for a protein of 202 amino acids. Lineage: Eukaryota; Viridiplantae; Streptophyta; Magnoliopsida; Rosales; Rosaceae. Gene Ontology annotation, biological process: signal transduction. The record is from RefSeq and is a predicted model, not a curated record. The transcript is spliced from 2 exons.